Nasonia vitripennis (jewel wasp) is the source of this 1510-nucleotide messenger RNA. RefSeq lists its product as uncharacterized. The transcript is spliced from 10 exons. NCBI's taxonomy places the organism in Eukaryota, Metazoa, Arthropoda, Insecta, Hymenoptera, Pteromalidae. The record is from RefSeq and is a predicted model, not a curated record. The coding region runs from base 165 to 578 and encodes 137 amino acids.
UUGCUAAAUACUUCUAUUCUAUUGUGCUUUUGUAAAUAGACCAUACAAGUCAUCUUAUUAUCCUUAUAUUUCAUUUCAGAAAGUUUCGGAUAGUUUUGAUACUUGAAAAUAUUAGUACUGUGUCUGAGUUCGAUGCGUUAUGUGAGAGUGUAGAAAGCUUAACGAUGGAUAAUUUUAUGAAUAAUACAAUGAAUUCAAUCGAUUUAGCAGACUACUCAAAUAAAGUUUUAAAAGUGACCAAAAUGCUAUCCGGUUAUUUGGAAAAUAUUAAGAAAAACAAACAGUCAUACAAUGAUAUUUCAAUUGGUUCUAAUAAGCCUUCAGAAAUGAUUAAGAAAUUAAGUUUAAUCAAUUCAAAGACAACUUGGAAUAAAGAUGAUAAUAGCAAUGACAACAAUAAUCAUAACAGGCGCAAUCCAAAAACUUAUAGAAAUUAUAGUGUUUCUUAUAAACAUAAAGCCAGAAAUCAAACUAUUUCAACUGCCAACCAAACUAACCACAGUUUUCGACGUCAAAAUUUUCGAGCAAGAACAUCGUAUAAUAACAAUUACCAAAGGCAACAAAAUGAACGUUGGUAGCUUAUGUUGAAGAAGUCACUGACGUUAAAACUUACGUAAACAAAUCAACAAAUGCUGAAUUUAAGAUAAAAAAAUGUAUCUUGAAUAACACUGAUGGUUCUCUAAUUCAGUGUAAUAUGUUUAAUGAAAUUAUUGAUCUCUUUGAGACAAAAUUAAAAGUCGAUGAAAAAAUAUUAAUUCGUAAUGCUUCAGUUGUACCUGAAAAGAAGUUUACUAAGGGUAAUGUUCCUUUUGAAAUUAAUUUACAAACAUUUUCUACAAUCACAUCUUUUGGAGAAUUCAAGUGGAGAGAUUCUCCAAUUUUACAUAUUAAAUUUGAUGAAAUUCCAACAAAGAAAGGUCGCGUGAGACUUACAGGAUACAUCUACAAUGAAUUUGUUCUACAUAAUCAAAAUAACUCAAAUGAAUAUUUCGGAUCGAUUACGAAUAAAAAAAUAAAUUGGAUAUUUUAUUAUUGAAAUCUAAAGAUGAAGAACUAAAUUUUAAAUUGGGAGUAGAAAUUGAAGUAGUUGGUGAUUUACAGGAAAAUGGAAACAGUUUCUUAUUAAAAGUACAUAACAAAAACCAAAUUAAAAUUAUUAAUGACGUUCCAUUAGAUCUUAUUGAUCUUUUAAAUGGUUCUGAAAUAUUUAUCAAUGAGGAUAUCAAUAAUCAAGAUAUACCGAAAAAUUAAUUAAAUACUAUUACGUCAUUCCUGCAAAUUGUAAAAAGAGAAAAAUGGAACAAAUUAGGACGUAUUUUUUUAUAUACAAUGAUUUUAUAUAUUAACGAAUUCACUGUAUAUUUUCUUGAAGUUAUCUAAAUUUUGUAAACAAAUAUUAUGCUAAUUAACAUGGCAUUUUGUACUGAAGUGGCUUCGUAUUUCAAGAUUUUAGACUCCCACGUAAUUGUCAUCACUUUUUACAAUAAAUUUACUGUUGUCAAAAAAUGAA